Messenger RNA from Carcharodon carcharias (great white shark), 2482 nucleotides. RefSeq names its product mitochondrial calcium uptake 2 (gene micu2). Gene Ontology annotation, cellular component: uniplex complex. The coding region runs from base 410 to 1405 and encodes 331 amino acids. The record is from RefSeq and is a predicted model, not a curated record. Gene Ontology annotation, molecular function: calcium ion binding. The transcript is spliced from 14 exons. Gene Ontology annotation, biological process: calcium import into the mitochondrion; mitochondrial calcium ion homeostasis. NCBI's taxonomy places the organism in Eukaryota, Metazoa, Chordata, Chondrichthyes, Lamniformes, Lamnidae.
UGGGAUUUGGAACAGCCGGAGUUGGAGCGGUGCUAGCCGGGGGCCUGGUGUUUCACAAGGAUAACAGUCGCUGGUGGAGCGGCAGCGAUCUGCGCUGCAGGUACAGUGUGUACGCUGCUGAGCAACAGAUUCAACUAUAGACAGGCACAGUGCUGCAUCAACAUUUGUCUUCAAUUGGAACUUGGAAAAACUGCAAGACAGUUGACUUACAGACCAAUGUAUGGUUCUUCAAGCAGUGUCACAAGACUAAACUAAGCCUUAAGUUUGGAGACAAUGGACACAAACCUGGGCCGAACAUCAGGUCCAAAAUACACUGAAAGACAAUGCUAAAGAAGAACAUGGAUGUGCUGCAACUUGCAAACAGCGCUUCAAACAGUUUGCCUCAGUUGAAUAUGAGGGUGAAUUAUACAUGACUCCAAGAGAUUUCUUGUUCUCAGUGAUUCAGGAAUGUAUGAACAGUGGUGCCAGCUUUCUUGCAGGUAAGAUGGAGAAAAAGAAAUUAACAAAGCAGGAUAUUGAUGUGUUGGUGGCACAAGCAACAACUGUGAAACAAAGUACAAAUCUUUUCAGGGACCUUGGUGAUAACGGUUUGAUAUCAUACACUGAAUAUUUAUUCCUGCUGGGUAUUCUGACAAAGCCAGACACUGGAUUCCAUAUUGCCUUUAGUAUGCUGGACACUGAUGGGAACCAAGAAGUCGAGAAAAAAGAAUUUCUAGUGCUGCAGAGCAUCAUUCGGCAAAAGAAAGAUGUCAAGCUGGGAGCACAGACUACAUCAAAAGGUAGCAAAGGAAUGAACACAACACUGCUGGUACACUUCUUUGGGAAAGAAGGGGAGCAGAAGCUCCAGUACAAAGACUUUUACAGAUUUAUGGAAGACCUGCAAACAGAGGUGCAAGAGAUUGAAUUUAGAGAGUUUUCUCGAGGCAUGAAAACCAUGAGAAGAGAAGAGUUUGCAGCAUGGUUGCUCCAUUUCACCGAAGAACAAAACCGUGAUAUUUACUGGAAAAAUGUGAGGCAAAUUCCUCCAGGAGAGAGCAUUUCCUUUGAAGAAUUCAGGGCUUUUUGUCAUUUUAUGAAUCAUCUUGAGGAUUUUGCUUUCACCAUGAAUAUGUUCACUGCAGCCAAUCGUCCUGUUGGAAUAGGACACUUCAAGAGAGCUGUGAAAGUUGCAACAGGGCAAGAGCUGUCAGAUAAUGUUCUUAAUACGGUCUUCAAGAUUUUUGAUGUGGAUGGAGAUGGAUGCCUAAGCAAACAGGAGUUCCUUGGAGUGAUUAUGACCAGGCUCCAUCGUGGCUUAAAGGCACCAACACAACAUGGUUUCGAGGGCUAUUUUAAAUGUGUGAAGAAGGAGACUAUUGUUGGAGUUCAUGAAGCCUGGAAGCAGACUGGAAGAAGCCCCUGUUAAUUCUACUGAACAUGAGGUCUUUUUACAUAAAAUAAUCCAAAACUAUACAUGAGAGCCAGCUUGUUAAAGAAAUUUUGUCAUAAUGGGUUUAAAAAAAGCUGCAGUAUAUCUAGGGUUAGUAGAAGGUGUCCAGAAUUUAACAAAAUGUCAUAAAUAUGUCCUGUUUACAUAUAUAAAGUGUAUUUAGACAAAAAUAAAACAAUAGUGCCUUCAUGAAAAUGUAUUUUGACAAGUCUUUCCUCAUUUAUUUACAUGCAUAUACUGUGAUGUAAUGAUGUAAGACACUUCAAAACAAAUCAACAUGUCAUUUAUAUGUGACAUCAUUCUGCUGAAGAUGGUAUGUGGUCUUUUUGACUCAUUUGUUCCUCCAAAUAAUGAGUUUUAUCCAGCAAUUUUUGUUGAAGGCAAUGCACUUUAAAUAAAAUUAGAUCCAUUAAAUCAAUUACAUUUUUUUUGUUUGUUUUUUGGUUAAAUUUAAUCAGAAUUGCUCAUUAGAAAUACAAAGUGUGAAGUUUGUUUGCAUAGCGCUGCUUUGAGCGGACUACGCUGAUCUACUUCUAUUUCUCAGGAGCAAACAGGGCCACAGGUCAUUGAAGAAUGACCCUCAGAAGUGGCUCAUUGUGUUGCUUGUCCCCAGGAGUCGACAUAGGUCUGUGUAAGACCACUAGAGGUGGCAUUACGCAAACAAACUUUUCCCCCUGAAAAUAUUCAAUGCAUUGAAAUACUCAAGGACUUCAUUAAAUGUUUCUUCAAUUUAUUGUAUACAAUAUACUUUAAGAAUCUAAGACAAAAAAACUUUUAAAAAUAUAUCAGUUAGUCUAAGAUGUAAAAUUCUACAAUACAUUAUAAAGUUGAAGGUAAUCUAUCCUUAUUGUGCAUCUGCUGUGGUGAUUACAAGGCAAUUAUUCUUCAACCCUAAUUAUGUUUUACGUUUUAGAUGUUCAGAUAAAACUACCCUUUGACUUUGUUAUUUUAUAUUUAAGGAAUACAAUGAUUUCAUCAAAAUCUCGAACUGCAUCUGGAAUCUCUAUUAAAUCUGUACUUUUCUUUUGCACUAAUAAAGUUUGGCUUGUGAAA